AUGGCGGCCUGCGGCGGUCUCAACAUCCAGAUGCUGCUGGAAGCGGCCGAGUACCUGGAGCGGCGGGAGCGAGAAGCCGAACACGGUUACGCCUCGCUGCUGCCCGGCGGUAAGGACGGGGAGGCCCUGCGGCGCCGCGCCAAGGCCAGGAAGAGCGGCGGCGGCGGCAGCAGGUCGACGCACAAUGAGAUGGAGAAGAACAGGCGCGCCCAUCUGCGGUUGUGUUUGGAGAAGCUGAAAGGGCUGGUACCGCUCGGACCCGAAGCCAGCAGGCACACCACCCUGAGUUUACUAACGAAGGCUAAAUUGCACAUCAAGAAGCUUGAAGACUACGACAGAAAAGCCGUACACCAAAUAGACCAGCUGCAGCGGGAGCAGCGGCACCUGAAAAGGCAGCUGGAGAAGCUGGGGAUAGAGAGGAUAAGGAUGGACAGUAUCGGAUCCACUGUUUCUUCGGAACGCUCCGACUCGGAUAGAGAAGAGAUAGACGUGGACGUGGAGAGCACGGACGACCUUCCUGCGGACCUCGACUGGAGCAGCAGCAGCAGCCCGAGCGACUCGGACGAAAGAGGGAGCCUGCAGAGCGUCUGUAGCGACGAGGGCUAUUCCAGCUCCGGC
This is a messenger RNA of Gymnogyps californianus (California condor), 618 nucleotides long. RefSeq names its product MAX dimerization protein 1 (gene MXD1). The annotation marks the transcript as partial. Gene Ontology annotation, biological process: negative regulation of transcription by RNA polymerase II. Gene Ontology annotation, molecular function: DNA-binding transcription factor activity, RNA polymerase II-specific; RNA polymerase II cis-regulatory region sequence-specific DNA binding; protein dimerization activity. The transcript has 6 exons. Lineage: Eukaryota; Metazoa; Chordata; Aves; Accipitriformes; Cathartidae. The record is from RefSeq and is a predicted model, not a curated record.